AUGCAUCGACAGUUUCGCUCUCCUUUCCUCCAGCAAGGCGGCCUUCGACUACGCAGCCAGUAUGCAUCGCCGGCCGCCCAGUCUCUCCGGCAGGUUCACGUACGGGCUCUCUCGUAUUCCUCAAUACCGCGGUUCGUCGCGCGCGCGUUUCGCGUACCUAUAGCUGGUGCUACGGUCGGAGCUGGAGGGUUAACCUAUGCCAACUACAAGUUUGAACAGGUUCGCAAGAAGACGGACGAGUGGUUGACGACGGCGCAAGAGACCGCUACCGAUCUUCUGGAUACGGCCUCGGACGGCCUGAAUGCCGUCAAAUCUAGUCUUUCAAACGUCAAGCUCCCUGAACUUCCCCAUCUCGAGACGCCGCAGUUCUUGAAGGACCUCUUCUCGUCUGGGUCCGGCAACGGGGAGUCAGGGGAAGGUGGCAAUGGGGGAGGAGGAUCAAAUGGGUCAAAGCCUCCUCCGGAGGAUGCUGCUGCCAUCGCCGCACUCGUGGCUGCGACCAUGUCUUCACCUUCCGAUCCAAAGGCAGAAUCUUCGGAGAAUGGCCUCAAUUCUCAGCAGAACGAACUCAUGCAUCUCACGCGAAAGCUCAUAGAGAUUCGCAGUAUGCUCAUGAGCAUCGACCAGAGUGACUCGCUCAAGCUUCCGAGUAUUGUCGUUAUUGGUAGUCAGAGCUCGGGGAAGAGUUCCGUGUUGGAGGCAAUUGUUGGCCAUGAAUUCCUGCCCAAGGGAAACAAUAUGGUCACCCGGCGUCCCAUUGAACUCACCCUCGUCCAUACCCCUGCCAAAGACGGCAAGGUGCCCGAAGAAUACGGGGAAUUCCCCAGCCUUGGAAUUCGGAAGAUGACCGACUUCAACAACAUUCAGAAAACUCUAACGGAUCUCAACCUUGCCGUUCCCUCGUCUGAAGCUGUUUCCGACGACCCUAUCGACCUGCGCAUAUACAGCCCCUACGUCCCCGACCUCACCCUGAUUGAUCUCCCGGGCUAUGUACAGAUAGCAUCAUUGGAUCAGCCUGAAACGCUGAAGGAGAAGAUAUCGUCGUUGUGCGAGAAGUACAUUCGCGAGCCUAACAUCAUCCUGGCCGUCUGCGCCGCAGACGUCGACCUCGCCAACUCUCCGGCGUUGCGGGCGAGUAGAAAGGUCGACCCAUUGGGCCUCCGUACAAUCGGUGUGGUGACGAAAAUGGACCUCGUCCCUGCUGAGCAAGGCGCGAUGAUCCUUGCUGGCAACCGCUACCCUCUGCACCUUGGAUACGUUGGCGUAGUCUGCAAGCCCUCGGGCAAGAAAGGGAAGCGCGAAUCCACGGCCGAUGCUGCCCAACGCGGCGAAGACGACUACUUCGGCUCGAACCGCGCCUAUUUCGGCAGCUCCACCUCGACGAUGGUCGGUACGGACACCCUCCGCAGGCGCUUGAUGGAGGUGCUCGAGUCCUCGAUGGCGUCUUCCCUGCACAGUAUCACCAACGCGGUGCAGCUCGAGCUCGAGGAGGCGACAUACCAGUUCAAAGUGCAGUACAACGACCGACGGAUCACCGCCGAGUCGUACAUGGCGGAGACGAUCGACGCGCUCAAGGCGCGCUUCAAGGAGUACACGCAGCAGUUCCGACGCCCGGCCGUGCGUGCGAAGCUGAAGGCGAUGCUGGAGGACAAGGUGAUGGACGUGCUCGAGCAGCUGUACUGGCUCGACAAGCGCACGCCCGAGCUGAACGAAAUCGGUGCGAACUGGAAGGUCCAGCCGGAGGACGUCGAGCCGUACUGGCGACACAAGCUCGAGGCGGCAAGCUCGUUGCUCACCAAGUCGGGCGUCGGGCGUGACUCGACUCUGCUCGUCGCCGACGGCUUGCGCGCUUUGAUCGACUCGAUCGCGACAGGCGAGCCGUUCACGCACCACCCACGAACGGCGGAGCGCCUCAUCCAGCUUUCGCACACCAUCCUUCGCGAUCGGAUAGGGGUCACAUCCGAUCAGGUCGAGAACUGCAUCAAGCCGUACAAGUACGAGGUGGAAGUUGAUGAGAGGGAAUGGGAGCUGGGACGGGAGGAGGCGGCGCAGCUGUUCGAGAAGGAGAUGAGCCUCUGUGAAGAGAAGCUGAAGGAGAUCCGCAAGCGGAUAGGCGGCAGCAGGCGGCUGAACGGCGUCAUGAACUAUGCGAAGACGUUGGAGGAGCGGGAGAGGGAGAGGAAGCUGAAGAGGCUGACCGGUGCGGAUGACAGCGACGCUCAAGAGCCCGAGCAAAUCUCGGAAGAGUCGUAUCGGUAUCCCCCCGCCCAGAUUCUGGAUGGACGGCAUGCGUUGCUCUACACGGAUAGGCUGAACAUCUUGAAGUUGCGGCUGGCUGCGUUGAAGUCGAAGCGCUGCAAAGGCGGCCCUGAGAAUGACGUCCUUUGCCCGGAGGCGUUCCUUAAUGUUGUCGCUGACAAGCUCGCUUACACGAGUGCGAUGUUCAUCACUGUUGAGCUGCUUGACCACUUCUUCUACCAGUUCCCUCGAGAAAUCGACUCGCGGUUACUCUAUGACCUCGAUCGACGAGAGAUCGAUGAAUUUGCACGGGAGAAUCCCGUGGUUAGGCGACAUCUCGAUCUUCAGGAGCGUAAGGAUAAACUCGAAGAAGUUAUGAAGCAGUUGAACAGCCUGUCGACGUUGCGAACGGACGUUCAACCGCAGGCACGGCGGCAGCGAGGGCUCUUCGGGAGGAUGUUCUAA
This is a messenger RNA of Punctularia strigosozonata HHB-11173 SS5, 2703 nucleotides long. RefSeq lists its product as uncharacterized. The record is from RefSeq and is a predicted model, not a curated record. NCBI's taxonomy places the organism in Eukaryota, Fungi, Basidiomycota, Agaricomycetes, Corticiales, Punctulariaceae. The transcript has 6 exons. Gene Ontology annotation, cellular component: membrane; microtubule; cytoplasm. Gene Ontology annotation, molecular function: GTP binding; GTPase activity; microtubule binding. The coding region runs from base 1 to 2703 and encodes 900 amino acids.